AUGGCUAAUGCUAGACCAAAACGAGAUAGAAAGCAGGUCUAUAACCUGUCUGAUGUGCUGUCACAGUUGGACGAAGAUUCAUCUGGCAGCGAAUAUAAGGCUGACGAGGGUGAAUCGGAUACAGAAAGCGUCAGUGAAGAUGAGGAGAGCUUGAUUGGCGAAGUGAAUAACCUGGAGGGUGACACAGAGACUCAGAGUGUACAUCUUUCCGAUGGAAAAACACAAGGGAUGACGUCAGAGACCUCUGCUCAACCAAAUCCACUUGAUUCUGAGAAGGCUGAACAAGAAAUCACAGCAAGCAGCAGCAACAUUUCUCAACUUGAUCCACAUCCCUUGACUAAUCCAUUGUCCUCGAGCAGCCCUUCGCGGCACGACAUUUCAGAAGGCCUAUUAGACUCUGACCUUCCGGCAAAUGAUGAUCCACAAACAGCGACGGAAAACCAACAACCUAGAGACCAUGAGGAAGGUCAUACUGACAUAACUAGGGGAAGAAAACGGAAGAGAGAGACGGAUGCUUGGAGUCGAAAUAAAAGAAAGGAUGCAAGGAACAGAGGGCGUGAAUAUAUCAAUGAAAAGGGACGUGUUAUACAUGCAAGACGUCCUCAACCUUUCCAGUGCAAAUGUCACUACAAAUGUACAGACAACAUCCCAGAGGACGCGCGUAAGAAGGUUUGUGAAGCAUACUGGGCCAGUGGUGAUUAUACUCGUCAACGAGACUAUAUUGUUAGAAAUGUGAAAAAAACAGAGCGAAGCAGGUCAACAACCGCUGGCGAGUCCAGAAGACAAAGGACCUACAAGUAUCACUUGACCAUGAAUGGUCAAUGCAUUCAGGUGUGCAAAACAUUCUUUUUGGCAACACUUGAUAUACGCCAAAGAACAGUUUAUUACGCUCUCGAUGCCAAAACCAACAUAAACGCUGCAAAUACUGAGGGUUUUGUAUCUCCUGAUCGUAGAGGCAAGAACACACCAAAAAACAAGACCAGUGAUUCGGACAAGGCUUUUUUAAAAGCUCACAUUGAAUCGUUCCCUGCCGUCGAGUCACAUUACUGCAGACAGAGGACACGGCGCAGGUACCUGGACAGUAGUCUUAAUGUGAAGAAAAUGCAUGAACUGUACGAGGAACAUUGCAGAAAGGAAAACCGCACACCGGCAAAGGUUCAUGUAUACAGAGAGAUUUUCAACAGUGAAUAUAAUUUGGGGUUCCAUAAACCAAAAAAGGAUGAAUGCAGUCUUUGUGAUCGAUUUAAGAAGGCUACCCUAACAGAGAAGGAAGCUAUGAAUACAGAAUAUCAGGCACACCAAGCUAGAAAAGUUCAGGCCAGAGAACACAAGGAAACCGAUAAGAAGAGGGCAAUUGAAAAUCCAGAAACUGUGAGAUCAAUAAAUUUCGACCUUCAAAGGUUCUACAGACACCUCAGAUGA
Molecule: messenger RNA, 1422 nt
Organism: Liolophura sinensis
Lineage: Eukaryota; Metazoa; Mollusca; Polyplacophora; Chitonida; Chitonidae
Exons: 4
Coding region: 1-1422 (473 amino acids)
Source: RefSeq, a predicted model, not a curated record